Molecule: messenger RNA, 5106 nt
Organism: Toxotes jaculatrix (banded archerfish)
Lineage: Eukaryota; Metazoa; Chordata; Actinopteri; Toxotidae
Gene: diaph2
Product: diaphanous-related formin 2
Exons: 30
Coding region: 391-3771 (1126 amino acids)
Biological process (GO): actin filament polymerization; actin cytoskeleton organization
Cellular component (GO): actin filament; cytoplasm
Molecular function (GO): microtubule binding; actin binding; small GTPase binding
Source: RefSeq, a predicted model, not a curated record
CAGGAAUCCCCACUCCUUACGUAUCUCACAGGCCAAACAACGUGGGCGGGCGGGUUCACUCUGGGCCUGGAUUUCACGUUUGGUUGCAAAGAAAGACUUCCAUCGCGGUGUGAAGUGGCUCACUGUUGAACUGAGGAGACUUCUGGACGGAGACCAUAUCCUACCACACCUCUUCUUCGAGCAACCUCCUCGACUGUUGGAUAUUAACGGGGACUAUUUGGAAGCGGUCAACUUGAAUUUACAUUUCAUCUUUAAACGGAAUGGAUUUUGAGAAGACCUAAGCUGGAUGGUUUGCUGUAUAAGUGUUGUUAAAAGCGUGCUGGUGGAGUUUGCCAACUUUUGAGGAGGUCCCAUUAAGUCUUUCUGGAGGGAAACUAACUUAAAGCUAACAUGGAUCAAGCCAGCGGUGGGGAGGACCCCAAUAAACCCUCAAAAAAGAAGUCCAACGAGGAUGAGGGAAAAAACAAAAAACUGAACAUACACAUUAAAACAUUGGCUGAUGAUAUGCGUGAUCGUAUUACCAGUUUCAGAAAAACGGGGAUGAAGAAGGAGAAACCUCUUAUUCAACACCCAACAGAUCCCCUCUCUACCCAGGCUGAGCUGCCUGUUCCUCAGCCCCUUUUCGAUGACCGCUCCAUGAACCUCUCAGAAAAGGAGAUCAUUGACCUCUUUGAGAAGAUGAUGGAGGACAUGAACCUGAAUGAGGAACGCAAAGCACCUCUGCGUGGAAAGGACUUAAGCACCAAACGCGAGAUGGUGGUCCAGUACAUCUCAGCCACUGCCAAAUCUAUAACUGGGAGCAAAGUUGCGGGUGGACUAAGGAACAGCAAGCAUGAGUGUACACUUUCAUCCCAAGAAUAUGUCCAUGAGCUGCGUUCUGGCAUCACGGAAGAAAAACUACUCAAUUGCCUGGAGUCCCUCAGAGUGUCUCUCACUAGUAAUCCUGUCAGUUGGGUUAAUAACUUCGGUCAUGAGGGUCUUGGCCUUCUUCUGGAUGCUUUGGAGAAGCUGCUGGACAAGAAACAGCAAGAGAGUAUUGAUAAACGGAACCAGCAUAAACUCAUCCAAUGCUUGAAGGCUUUUAUGAACAAUAAGUAUGGACUGCAAAGGAUCUUGGGAGAUGAGCGGAGCCUGUUGCUGCUGGCACGAGCGAUUGACCCCAAACAGACCAACAUGAUGACAGAGAUUGUCAAAAUUCUCUCUGCUUUCUGCAUUAUCGGAGAGGAAAACAUCCUGGAUAAGAUUCUAGCUGCCAUGACAAUUGCUGCGGAGAGGAACAAUAAAGAGAGAUUUGCUCCAAUUGUGGAAGGACUGGAGAACCACGAAGCCCAGCAGCUUCAGGUUGCUUGCAUGCAGCUGAUCAAUGCUCUGGUCACCUCCCCUGAUGACUUGGACUUCCGGAUACAUCUGCGCAAUGAGUUCUUGAGAUGUGGCCUCAAGAAGAUCCUGCCUGAGCUAAAAGAGACGGAGGAGCUGGACAUCCAGCUGAAGGUGUUCAAUGAGAACAAGGAGGAGGACUCUAUCGAACUCUCCCAUCGCCUGGAUGACAUCCGCGCUGAGAUGGAUGAUAUGAGUGAAGUGUACCAUCUCCUGUCCAAUAUGGUGAAAGACACUGGCUCAGAGACAUACUUCCUGUCAAUCCUUCAGCACCUAUUGCUCAUCAGGAAUGACUAUUACAUCAGGCCUCAGUAUUACAAGGUAAUAGAAGAAUGCGUGUCUCAAGUGGUCCUGCAUCGCAAUGGGAUGGACCCUGACUUUGGCUACAGUAAAAGAUUGGACGUGGACUUCACCCAUCUGAUUGAUCAGUGUGUGGAUAAAGCCAAAGUUGACGAGAGUGAGCAGAAGGCAGCAGAGUACUCCAAAAAGUUUGAUGAGGAGUUCAGUGCACGGCAGGAGGCCCAGGCAGAGGCUCAAAAGAAGGAAGAGAGAAUCAAAGAGCUGGAGGGGAAGAUCCAGGCCCUGGAGUCCCAGAUUGCAGCGGGUCCAGCUGCACCAGGAGCUCCACCUCCACUACCCCUACCAGGGGGUGCAGCAGCUCCACCUCCGCCUCCUCCUCCCCCACCUCCACCUGGUGGCUGUCCUCCUCCGCCUCCUCCACCUCUCCCUGGCCAAGCCUCCAUUCCGCCACCACCUCCACCACCACCUCCUCCAGGUGGAGGACCUCCACCUCCUCCGCCGCCCCCUGGUUGUGGGCCCCCUCCUCCUCCACCUUUUUUUGGGGGCCUAGGUGGGCCUCCGCCGCCUCCUGCGUUACCUGUCGUCAAGCUGCCUUAUGGGCUGGAGCCCAAGAAGACCUAUAAGCCUGAAACUGUGAUGAAGAGGGUCAACUGGACCAAGAUAGUGCCUCAGGAAAUGGCAGAGAAUUGCUUCUGGAUCAAAGUCAAAGAAGAGAAGUUUGAGAAUCCUGACCUAUUUGCUCAGCUCUCCCUCUGCUUCUCCUCGCAGAGCAAAGUGAAAAAAGACGUAAAAGACGAAACGGACGACAGAAUUCCACAAUUCAAGAAAAAGACAAAAGAGCUUCGCAUUUUGGAUGCAAAGACAGCACAGAAUCUUUCAAUUUUCUUGGGCUCGUUCCGCCUGCCUUAUGAAGAGAUCCGGGACAUUGUGCUGGGGGUAGACGAGGAAAGACUGAGCGAAUCACUCAUCCAGAACCUGAUAAAGAACCUGCCAGAGCAGAAAGAGCUGAAUGCGCUAGCGGAACUAAAGGGUGAAUAUGAAGAGCUCGUGGAGUCGGAGCAGUUUGGCAUUGUGAUGAGUUCAGUAAAGCUCCUACGGCCUCGCCUUAACGGCAUUCUGUUCAAGUUGACGUUUGAGGAGCAGGUGAAUAACAUCCGGCCAGACAUCAUGAAUGUGACAUUCGCCUGUGAGGAGGUGAAGAAGAGUGAAGGCUUUAGCAAACUCCUGGAGUUUGUGUUGCUGGUUGGCAAUUACAUGAACGCUGGCUCAAGGAAUGCCCAGACAUUUGGUUUCAACGUCAGCUUCCUCUGCAAGCUCAGAGACACUAAAUCCAUCAGUCAAAACACAACACUUCUUAAUUUCCUGGCUGAGAAGUGUGAAGAGAAUCACCCAGAGAUUUUGAGGUUUCCAGAUGAACUGGAGCAUGUGGAGAGUGCCAGCAAAGUGUCAGCUGAGAUCUUAAAGGGCAGUUUGACUACCAUGGAGCGUCACAUUCAGAGGCUUGAGAACGACAUCGAGAACUUCCCCAAGACAGAUGACUCACAAGAUAAGUUUGUGGAAAGAAUGUCGGGCUUCUCCAAGCAUGCCCGGGAGCAGUAUGAGAAACUGUCCACCAUGCAUAAGAACAUGCAAAAGCUCUAUGAGAGCAUAGGCAGCUAUUUUGCCUUUGACCCCCAUUCGGUCAGUGUGGAGGAUUUCUUCGGAGAACUGUCCAACUUCCGCUUCCUCUUCAUGGAAGCAGUGAAGGAGAACCACAAGAAGAGGGAGAUGGAGGAGAAGAUCAAGAGAGCCAAGCUGGCGAAGGAGAAAGCAGAGCGCGAGAAGCAGGAGCGCCAGCAGAAGAAGAAGCAGCUGAUUGACAUGAACAAAGAGGGAGAUGAGACUGGUGUAAUGGAUAGCCUAAUGGAAGCUCUACAGUCUGGAGCAGCCUUCCGUGAUCGGCGAAAACGGACACCGCGCAAUGGUGAUCAAAGCCCUUCCAGUCCAGCCUCCCGGUGGCCGGGUGCUAACUAUGGUAACAGAACCCUAGACAACCGCCGCGCAGUCCUGGAAAGGUCUCGUUCACGCCACAACGCAAAUCACCAAGCUCGAUGAUUGCCCGCGCCUACCACAAGACGCUAGAUAAGUGCCAAAGAGGCCUGCGAGGUGGAGACCUGGAAGACAUCUGAGGGAGGGACAGACCACCCCUCACUGUGGCGUACACACACACACACAGACAGACACAAAUCAUUCAUACUUACACACACAGCACCAAGUAUGGAACAAAAAAGCCUAAAGAAGCCACACAGAACUGAAGGAUCCAUAGAACAUCACACACAGACAUUUAAUUUUCAUGCUGUUCGUCUGACGCCUUACAUAUUUAUUCAGUACUCUUCCAUCACUCUAAAUGUUCGUGUCCUCCCUAGAUGGUUUGAUUCAUAAAAUGAAAAAAAAUUUUACAUGCUGCUGCUGUUGGAAAUGAAAGGUUUUCAUUGCUUGAAAAUCCAUUUUGAUUCUUGCAAGCCUAAGCCUUCUAUUUUAAUCCUUUUUAAUCAAAAUACUACAGUUCGCAUACAGUUUUGACAUGAAACAUGCAGUGUGUGGAAAAGAGACAUUUCGCCAAGAAGGACUGCACCAUAAUGUAUGCUUAUUAUCCUGAAGAACGGACUACACACAGUUCAUUCAACAAAGGCACAGCGGGCCGGCUGUCGUUUUAAAUCAAGGACAGGGAUUCAAUACCCAUGUUGGCAAGCCUACAACCUGGUGAUGUUUUCUUGAGCAAGUCAUUGAAGUCAUCGGAAGAAGAAGUGGUGGUUUAAAAUGCUUUUCCCCCCCCCAUCAGUUCAUCCUUCAAUUAACAUCAGAACAAUUUUUAUUAGUAAAUGCACCAGAGUCCACAUGAGUCAGUUCACUUUAUAUCACACAAAGCCACAAGAGCUGGCUCCUGUCUUCACUGAGAUUUCAGAGCAUGUGACUCAUGGAUCUUGAAACUGUAAUCUCCAUUUUGACAAGGCGCAUUUUAUUUUUAGUUGUGUAAUAUCUAACCAAUGCCUCUGGGUGCUGAUCUCAGUCUCAAGGUCGCUUUUGCUGUUAACAUGAGAGACUGACACAUUUCUAAAUGCAUAUAACUGCCUUGAGAAGCUAACGUGAGCUCUGUGACCUUCCCUGCAGUCACACAGGUUUCCAGCGGGUGAAGCUUGAUUAUACAAAGGUAUUGCAACUUUUUAACCUGUUUUAAUCUGUUUCAGUCUGUCUCUCUCUUUUUUUUUUUUUUAAUAUGAAGGCUCUAAAAAGCAGUCCAGUAAUUACAACCUUUUUUGGAGACCAGUGGUGAAAAAUUUGCUCCACUUAAAAUUUUCACAGCAGAUUUUCUCAUUGGGUUUUGGGUUUUCUAAAAAAAAAAAAAAAAGCUUUUAGAUAAGCACCAUAUUAUAAGGAUGUUUUGUUCAA